This is a messenger RNA of Aegilops tauschii subsp. strangulata, 2008 nucleotides long. RefSeq names its product pentatricopeptide repeat-containing protein At4g01990, mitochondrial. NCBI's taxonomy places the organism in Eukaryota, Viridiplantae, Streptophyta, Magnoliopsida, Poales, Poaceae. Gene Ontology annotation, molecular function: protein binding. Gene Ontology annotation, cellular component: mitochondrion. The record is from RefSeq and is a predicted model, not a curated record.
CAUGGCGGCGCUCACCCCCUCCCCGCCGGCGCCCGCCUCCUCCGCCGCCUCCUCUCCACCGCCGCCGAGGUGGCACGGGAGGCGCCGGGCCCCGCCGCGAAGAACACGAAGAAGGCGGCGGCACGCCCCGUCAGGAAGCGGGCGGCGCGCGCCGUCGCCCCCCAGGACGCGAAGGAGGCGGCAGAGGCGGCGCCGGAUGCGGAGGGCGCGAAGAAGGCGGCAGAGGCGGCGCCGGAUGCGGAGGGCGCGAAGAAGGCGGCGGCGGCGGGGACCAAGGACUCGCGCCCGCUGUACCGGCGACUGUCGGCGCUGGGGAACGCCGGGGAGGGGAGCGUCUCCGCGGUGAUGAACAAGUGGCUGCGGGAGGGCCGGGAGACGCGCUCCGUGGAUCUCGAGCGCUACGUCAAGGAGCUCCGCAAGUACAAGCGCCAUUCCCAGGCCCUCGAGUUGAUGGAUUGGAUGGUUCAUACAAAGGGUAUGAACAUGUCGUACACUAACCAUGCAAUACGUUUGGAUCUCAUCUACAAAGUGCGUGGCAUCGAGGCAGCUGAAAAAUAUUUCGAUGGCCUUCCUGAUCCAGCCAAGAACCAUCGAACCUAUGGUGCACUUCUGAACUGUUAUUGCUCAUCGAAGAAGGAAGAGAAAGCAACAGACCUUUACCGCAAGAUGGAUGAGCUUGGAAUCUCAUCCAGCACUCUGCCCAUCAACAAUCUCAUGUCCCUAUACAUGAAGUUAGGCCAGCAUAAGAAGGUUUGUAGCCUGUUUGAGGAGAUGAAGGAGAAGAAUGUUAAACCGGAUAACCUGACGUGCUGCAUUCUGAUGACCAGCUGUGCGGCAUUGAACAAGAUAGAUGACGUUGAACAAGUUCUAAAAGAAAUGGAAGAAAAGGGUGGGGUUCUAGGGUGGUCUGCAUACAGCACACUGGCUUCCAUCUACCAGAGCGCUGGUUUGGUUGAAAAAGCAGAGUCUGCUCUGAAGAAACUUGAGGGCCUUGUUCAAGAUCGUGAUGGCAGACAGCCUUUUGACUUUCUCAUGAGUCUGUAUGCUUCCGUAGGCAAUCUGAGCGAGGUCAAGAGGGUGUGGGGCGUGGUUAAGGACACUUUCCCAAAAGUGACUAACACGAGCUACUUCAGCAUGCUGCAGGCUCUUCUUAAGCUCAAUGACGCCGAUUACAUGAAGCAGGUCUUUGAGGAAUGGGAGUCUAAUCAUGAGUGCUACGACGUGAAGCUGACUAAUGUGAUGACUCGAGCCCACCUGAAGAAUGGCAUGGCCAAGGAAGCAGAACAGUUGUGGGAGAAGGCCAAGGAAAUGGGUGCAUGUUUUGACUCUAAAACAUGCGAGUUGUUUCUCGAUCACUACAUGGGGACAGGGGACAUGAAAUCAGCGCUGAACUGGGUGGAGAAUGUGACGAAGCUCCCCAAGAAAGCAGGGAAGCUGGAUCCUGAUAAGAUCCCGAAGUUCUCCAAGUACUUUGAAGAGCAGAAGGAUGUGCAAGGCGCUGAGAGGUUCUGCAACUGCCUGAGGGCGCUCGGGUGCAUGGACGGCAAAGCAUACGAGUCCCUCCUGCGGACCUAUCUGGCGGCCGGCGAGACGAGCCGCUCCCUCCGGCAGCAGAUCAAAGACGACAAAAUUGAGAUCUGCUACGACAUUGGGAAGCUGCUGAAGAGGUUGGGCGAGGGACGAUGAAAUGGUACCUGUUUCUGCCCCUAGCUUACGUCGGUGGUUUCUUCCGAUUCCUUCCAUGAACGAAUAACAGAAAGCAGAUAUUUUAGGUGAGAAGUGUUGCCGGCCCUUGUUCUGGCUCAUCGGCGUUUGGUGCUUUUGCAAGAAGAAGCAGAACUAGGCCGGAGCAAAGAUUUUUUACUCUAGCACAACUUGUAAUCUGAGGAGGGUUUUCUCCUACAUUUCUUUCUUUUUUGCCUUUUCGCCUUUCUUCUGUAUGUAUUGGCUGUUUCAGACAUCGAGUACUGGAGCAAGGAUGCUACUACUACAGGAUCGUUUCUUAUUC